ACUUCCGGGUUGCUUUUUCCUAAGAGUCUCGUGACAGUUUUAUUUACGUCCAGUUUGGCCGCUGGAGGAAAACUAACUACAAACUGCUACCGUGAUCGCUAAACACGGCCAUGAGUGAGAGUGAAGAGGACUUGUCUUCAGUUACUGGUUGCGGUUAAAGCCCAAAGACGAAUCAUGUGGCGAGUUCAAGGCUUGUUUGUAAGAGUUUUACACCGUUAUCAUGCCAAUAGCCCCCUGCGCCUCACCCAAAACCACCAUCACGUGGAGGAUGAAGUUAUCAACACCUCAUCACUCCUUUCCAACUCCCGUCACUCCUCUGACUGCAGUUCCCAGAGAGAUGAGGAUGGAAAGAAGAGGAGGAAGCAGAGGACUUCACACUUCACAUUUGCAGAUCUCUCACGUUACACAGCGCUGGAUGCCGUGGGAUGGGGGGCAGCAGCAGUCUUGUUCAUGCAGGUGUGCAGGAGGAUUCACUCCCAGUUCUCUGGGUCUGAACCCCAUUCUAUCACAGGAGGCCAGACUGAGCCCUCCAGCCUGCGCAAAUGUGGCUACCGGAUCCUGCUAGAGAUUUUGUCGAGGCGUGAUGUCUUGCCCAGAGGAAGAAGUGUUUUGUGUCUAGAGGGAGUCCCAGAUACACGGACUCAAGAUUUGGCCAUAAAUCAGAGCAGCAACAGUGGUAGCAGCAGUAGUGAAGCCAGUCAGCUCAGUGACAUUCUUGAAGACCAGCUAUCUUCUGGAAGUCCUUUUCCUGACCACCAGAGGGCCCUCAUAGACUGUGAUUCCUCUUCAUUCGAAGACUCACUGCUUCCUUCUUCCUCUCUGGAAAGUUUAAAUAAACCCCAUAAGACCGUGACUGCAGAUAUCAAUGGCCAAGAUGUUUUAUCAAAGAAUGAAAAGCUAGAGGAAGCAGCUCAAAACCUCAGACAUGUGGGAGACAGCAGUAUUCCUGUUAUCCUCAACAUAAUUGGUUUACAAAAUGCCAACAGUGAGAAUUAUGAGGAAGCAUUUUCCUGCUUUUUGGCUGCAGCUCAGCUCGGUUACAGUAAAGCCCAGUUUAACACUGGUGUUUGUUAUGAAAAAGGUCGAGGAGUCAGCUGGGACAUGGAAAAAGCAAUGCACUACUAUGGACAAGCGGCAGCUAAUGGCCAUGCCCAAGCUCAGUAUCGUUAUGCUAAGUUGCUUUUGACCAGUAGGGGGCAGCUCAGUGAGGACGAACUGAAGACUGCAACCAAUCUUCUGGAGGAGGCUUCUGCUGCUGGACUAACCAAGGCUCUGCUCUGUCUCGCCUCUGUUUAUUCCCAAAAGCCUCAAAAGGAUGCAAACAAGUCUGUGCAGUACCUGAAGAUGGCAGCAGAGAGUGGAGACAACACUGCUCUGCUCUUUCUGGGUCAGUGCUAUGAAAAAGGCCUUGGGAUCUCCCAGAAUCUAAGUAAAGCAGUCGAUUACUACAGGCAAGCUGCGAAAGGGGGGAACAAACAGGCAAAGAGCUUUCUGGAGUCUCUUGGUACCAAAGAUAUGAACACUCAAGGUGUCCAUUUGCGCGCUAUUCGCUCAGUUCCCUGUUUCCAACAACCACUUUCAUCUUUGGGCAUUAGUACCACCAUGUCUUCCAGUGGCACCCACCUCCCAUCCACCCUCAUACCCCACUCCUGGAGCACCGGCAGCCUUUGUGUCCCUCCUGCUUUGCCCUCUCUGCCUUUUCACCUCCAUCCACAGAGUAACACGGGAAACCCCUGUAAAUGGACCCUGGGAAUUGGAUAGUCAGCAGUCGCACAGGUCAAGCUAAAGAAUGUAUUUGGUUGGGUGAGAGUUUCUGUAUGAUAGAGGAGCAGAGUGAUGGCUAUUAUGGAUGUUUUCAUGUAUGAGCUGUUUUAUACUGGAUAUGUUUGUGAACAAGUAAUAAGUGUAAUAUCAAAAGUGUCUGUUUUUAAUACAGUUUUGUUAUGUGAAUUUUUAAAACUCACAAUAUGUUAUUUUCUAAUCAUGUCUAAAAUCUGUACACACUACAUAGUUUUUUUGCUGGAGCCACAUCAUACCCUGAAAGUGCAUUAUGAUGGGUGUGUGUUUGAUUCUGUGUAUGCCAAAGUUAAUUGUGAUGUUAAACGCACAAAUAAAACUUUUAAAUUUG
This is a messenger RNA of Periophthalmus magnuspinnatus, 2128 nucleotides long. It is a transcript of the gene dele1, whose product is annotated as DAP3 binding cell death enhancer 1. The transcript has 12 exons. Gene Ontology annotation, molecular function: protein binding. The record is from RefSeq and is a predicted model, not a curated record. Bases 175 to 1761 code for a protein of 528 amino acids. NCBI's taxonomy places the organism in Eukaryota, Metazoa, Chordata, Actinopteri, Gobiiformes, Gobiidae.